AAAUUACAUUAAGUAAUUGUUCACGUGCUCUUGCUUUUAAGAGUCGAUAAGAGAACGCUCUUGCCGUUCGACCCCAUUACCAAUUCGUUUUAUCUGGGAAACACCUGAGCAAAGAGUUGAAGAGCGAGAGCGCGCCUCGUUGAUAGGCACUCAAUAGCUAUAAACUAUAUACAUAUGUACAUACUUGUAGAAAUACAACUUAUCAAACAAAAAACUUUCAUUAGCAAAAUUACCAAGUAUAGUAGGAAAAAUAUCGUUGGUCGGUAAAUUAACAAAACUACAUGCACAAGCAACUGAAAGUAUUUAACCAGCGUAAACGUAUUGUGUAUAACCAGCUAAGCACCAAAGAUGAAGUCGAGCUGGAGUUGUGGCCAGAUAGCCAGUCCUCAGAAAUCCUCAGCAGCAGCAUGUCGCCCAGCAAGGAGCAGGAAGCGGGCGACAGCGACUCAACCCAUCAGCCCCAAGUUCUGGUGGCACCUCCGGGGGCAGCGCACGGCAGAAGAAAUGAUCGCAGCUUGUGGCGUGAUUUGACAGCCUAUUGGAUACUGGGUCUGUGCAACAACUAUGGCUAUGUGGUGAUGUUGAGUGCGGCUCAUGAUAUCAUCGCACAGUUCAAUGAUGAAACUGAAGAUGACUCUGCGGAUGGCGGUGCUGGACGUCAAUGCCAUCUGGUAUCAACAGGUGCUAUAUUGCUGGCUGAUGUGUUGCCCUCCCUCUUUGUCAAAAUGCUGAUGCCCUUCUUUCCAUUUUGGGUGAACAUACGCAUUGGCUUGGCCGUGGCUUUCUCAGCGGCGGGUUUUCUCCUUGUUGGAUUUGCCAAUGCGGAGUGGAUGGCUCUGUUGGGGGUCAUCAUAACUUCGGCCAGCAGUGGCAUUGGCGAGACCACCUUUUUGGCCUACUCCUCGCACUUUAAUAAAAAUGUGAUAUCCACCUGGUCCUCUGGUACUGGCGGUGCCGGCGUUAUUGGCUCCCUCAGCUAUGCAACGCUUCGCUCUCUUGAUGUCAGUCCUCGCGAUACUAUGCUGAUAAUGCUCAUCUUCCCAGUCAUUGAGGCGUUAUCUUUCUGGCUGCUACUGCGCCGUCCACAAAUUCUGCCAGUAAGCACUGUCGAGUCGACGGAGGAGCUGAUUAGUGACGACAAACCACUGGUGGGAUUCAAAGAAAAAUUACUUUAUAUCAAACAGCUGUUUAAGUAUAUGCUGCCCUUGGCAUUGGUUUACUUUUUCGAAUACUUUAUCAAUCAGGGCUUGUUCGAACUGGUCUUCUUUGAGAACAGCGUGCUGGACAAGGCCGCACAAUAUCGCUGGCUGAACGUGGACUACCAAAUUGGCGUGUUCAUAUCGCGUUCCUCGGUGAACGUUUUUCAACUGAACAAAAUCUGGCUCAUGUCCAUCUUUCAGUUCAUUAAUGUGGCCUACUUCCUUACGGAAGUCAUUUGGUUCUACACGCCCAGCAUUUGGAUUGUGUUCGUUAUUGUUCUGUGGGAGGGUCUGUUAGGCGGUGGUGCCUAUGUGAACACCUUCUAUCGCAUGUCCAAAGAGAUAUCGCCCGAGCGACGACAGUUUGCCAUGGCCAUGGUCGUCCAAUCGGACUCUUAUGGCAUUGCACUCGCCGGUUUCCUGGCCAUACCAGUCCACAACGCCAUUUGCGGGCUGCCUGCGCCCACUCGCACACUGACGUGGUAGUCGAUGGGGUUCCAGCAUGCAUGUAGCUGGGAAAGAGUAUUAGUAUUAUAUGCGUCUACCUCUAUAUAAGCAUAGAUGGUGCAGCCACCAAAGAGGGAAGCGCUUGUUAAGUAGCCCAAGGCCAAUAAUAUUGUUGUCGCUUAAUUAUAAUUAUAGCUUGGCAAUUAAUGUUGGGUAUAUAGUUUGUUAGAUUUGUACAUUUUUGAUAGAUGCUUUAAUUUGAGCAUCUAAUAAGCGUUACAAUCGAGUAUAAGGACAGUCUCUUAAAAACAUGAUUUUCCCAUGUACGAUUUAAAAUCACUUAUGAAACUUUUAACUCGUGUUAAAAGUCUAAAUAUAAAACAAAAAAGGGUCAGACUAUUUGUAUCUUUUGUUAUCAAAAGAGGGCUCUCUGUACCCCACGCUCAACUAAUAAAUAAAUCAUCACUUCCCAUCCAUUCUCAGCAGAAUAUAUAAGUAUAUUCCCCAUAACAAAAAAUAAAUUGAAUAUUACAAACAAA
This is a messenger RNA of Scaptodrosophila lebanonensis, 2185 nucleotides long. It is a transcript of the gene Cln3, whose product is annotated as battenin. Bases 282 to 1685 code for a protein of 467 amino acids. Gene Ontology annotation, cellular component: lysosome; membrane. The transcript is spliced from 6 exons. Gene Ontology annotation, biological process: regulation of intracellular pH; lysosome organization. NCBI's taxonomy places the organism in Eukaryota, Metazoa, Arthropoda, Insecta, Diptera, Drosophilidae. The record is from RefSeq and is a predicted model, not a curated record.